UCCACUCCCCCAAUUCCCAUUAUCACUUCCCAAUUCUCUUUUCACAUUUGCUUCUUUGAAUUGAAUGACCUCUUCCUUUCAUACCCAGAUUGAGAUUUUUUGAUCUGUUUCUGUUUCUGUUCUGUUCUUGGGUUUCAUGGAAAUUACCUCGUUCCCAUUUCUUAAUCAGGAGGAGUUAUUGCCCAUCUAUAGUCUCUUCUCGGACAUGGAUAAUUUCAGUGUGAAUCAGAGCUCCAAAAAGCGGCGACGUCAAGAUGGCGAUGGCGAUGACCAGAGUCAGAGUUCUUUCGAUGGCAACGACUUACUAAAGCUCCCCUUCUGGUACGAUCAGGAAGAGAAGCAACAGCACUGGGUUAUGGAUUCUAAUCAAGAAAAUGCAAACUUUGAAGCUGAUUUCAAGCGGGAAUUCGGAGUUUCCGAU
Molecule: messenger RNA, 421 nt
Organism: Momordica charantia (bitter melon)
Lineage: Eukaryota; Viridiplantae; Streptophyta; Magnoliopsida; Cucurbitales; Cucurbitaceae
Source: RefSeq, a predicted model, not a curated record